UGGUCAGACUAUACGAUUUUUUUGUCGCUCACGAUUGUCGUUUACGAUCUACCAUGUCACACUAUACGAUUUUAGAACCAUGAAAACCUCUCCGCGUCUUGGUCGGUAGAGUGGCCACAUACACCGAUCCAUCGGUCACGUCGCAUGUUGUCAUAGAAGCAGCUGUCAACAAAAGGCCGGGCGAUCACAAUGGAUACAGACGCGCUUUGUGUCGUACUUGCUGUCUUCUGUGCGGAGAAGGAGAAGAAAAAGAAGAAGAAACGAGUGUGGACUCGCUCAUGGGUAUCACGAAGAGGAGAAUACGGGAUGUCUGUCCUUCAAAAAGAACUGGAGGUAUGUUUUAGCCUUUAUCAAGAACCCUUACUGCUAGCUGUUAACUUGACGUUAACACCCAGGCUCGCGACGAAAAGUUUUCAAAGUAGCUACUUAACGUUACUAUUUGUCGAGUAGGCCUAGCCUAGGCUACAUAAAGAUAUACUGUAGCGAUGUCUAAUGUCUAUCCCGGCAAUAACAAGAUUAAGUCAGUUAAACAUGUUAUGUAUAGCAGGCGCUUUUAUCCAAAGUAUCCACGAGUUAGUGGUGUUAAUGGCGUAAUAGCCCACCAUAAACUAUGAUUAGUCUACAUCAUAAGUGGGCAUCAACGUCUAUACAGCCAUAGGAUCAAGGACAGGUAGCAAAGAAUCUGCCGGACAUGUUCGCUCAUGUGCAGCCCCUUAACGUACACAAGGCCUACAUGUACAUUAAACAUAAAGCCUGUACUUGUAAUUAAAAUCGAAAAUCCCUAUUCAGUAAAACAUGUUGAAAUAUGUUUCCUUUUAUUUGUAGGAGACUGACAGAAGGGGGUUCCGUGAGCUUCUCAGGAUGGAUGUGGAUGACUUCAAUUUCCUCCUCGACAAGGUCCAACCUCUUAUCCAGAGGCAGGAUACAACGCUGAGGAAGGCCAUCACUGCCAGACAGCGGCUGUCUGUUACUCUGCGAUUCCUUGCAACCGGUGAGUCAUUUAGGUCUCUGUGCUUCCAGUACCGCAUUGGAAGAUCAACAAUUGGCCAGAUUGUGACGGAGACCUGUGAGGCGUUAUGUGUGGUCUUGAAGGAUCACCUGAAGACACCAACAACAGAGGCGGGUUGGCGAGAAGUGGCAAGGGGAUUUCAAGAUAGGUGUCAAUUUCCCCAUUGCCUUGGUGCAAUCGACGGAAAGCACGUCUAUAUCCAACCCCCUGCUAACUCUGGAAGCCUUUUUUACAAUUAUAAAGGCAGAUUUUCUGUGGUGCUUAUGGCAGUAGUUGAUGCCAACUACAAAUUUGUGUAUGCCAGUGUUGGUACUCAGGGACGAAUGUCUGACGCAAGUCUGUUUGGUCAAUCAGACCUCCGCAGAGCCAUGGACAGAGGCCUACUAAAUGUUCCUAAACCUGAGCCACUUCCAAACUCCAACGUGAUCAUGCCCUAUAUGUUUGUUGGCGAUGAAGCAUUCCCCCUCCGCACCGAUCUAAUCAAGCCAUUCCCCCACCGAAAUCUCGAUCAUGACCAGCGAAUUUUCAAUUAUCGUCUAUCAAGAGCAAGGCGCACAGUGGAGAACGCGUUUGGAAUUUUAGCCAACAGAUUGCGUGUCUUUCUGACAAACAUUGCACUUGAUCCUGACAAAGUGACAGCCAUUACACUUGCUGCACUUUCCAUCCACAAUUUCCUGCGAGAGAAAGGCUCAGAGGCCUAUGUCCCCCCAGCCUUUGUUGAUACUGAGGAUGAGAGCCACAGACUCGUCUCUGGAACAUGGCGAAGAGGUGGGGCAUUAAACUCUGUGGCAUUGAGCAGGGCACGAAAUGCCACAACCACUGCAAAAGAACAGCGUGACCAGCUUAAGGCGUAUUUCCAGUCACCUGCUGGAUCUGUGGAUUGGCAAGAAGAUAUGAUCUGA
Messenger RNA from Sardina pilchardus (European sardine), 1911 nucleotides. RefSeq lists its product as uncharacterized. Bases 862 to 1911 code for a protein of 349 amino acids. NCBI's taxonomy places the organism in Eukaryota, Metazoa, Chordata, Actinopteri, Clupeiformes, Clupeidae. The transcript has 3 exons. The record is from RefSeq and is a predicted model, not a curated record.